Molecule: messenger RNA, 1842 nt
Organism: Eruca vesicaria subsp. sativa (arugula)
Lineage: Eukaryota; Viridiplantae; Streptophyta; Magnoliopsida; Brassicales; Brassicaceae
Source: the annotation of a GenBank genome assembly
CCGAGAGCGAGAAGACGUCAGGACACAAAAGACCGCAAAUAAUAAUAACACCAAGAGACCAAAGUGCGUGUAGGAGUGGGUGACCACUUUCGUAAACGUUUUUCCUCUAAAAAUCAUGAAACACCGAAACUACCCCUGGUUGGACCGAGAAUCUCAUGCCCCCCUACCACCCAAUCACAAGCGCGUAACCAACCAAUCCUCGUGAUCCCACCACUUCUCGCUCUUAACCCGAUCCUUCGCUCAAAGGUUAGAGCCCCAGAUCUGUUUUCUCUCCCUUGAUAUGUCAUCCGAUCAACGCGACGUCGUUUUCUCUAUGGAAUCGCCAGAUCUAGAGGAAGGAGGCGUAGCAGAGUCCGACACCGACGAGGAUCUACGCGAGAACGAUGACGUGGCGAUUCCCGAAACAGACGAUCCCGAGGAAGAAGAAGAAGAUCUAACAGCAACCGUAACGGCCGUAACGACCUCCUCCACAGACGCCGUAACCGUCGCGCUUCCGGCCGGAUCCGCCGUCCCCGUCUCCGUGAUCCCCGUCGACUCCGAUCCGAAAUGGCACCGCAUGACGGAGAUCGUCCACCAGAGACCACCGCCGGCGAUCGACGACUCUCGGCGUCUCUUCCAGAGGCUGUGGACCGACGAGGACGAGAUCGAGCUCCUCCGCGGGUUCCUCGACUACGUGACGACGCACAGAGGGAGCAGCUCGCAUCCCCCCGAUACGGCGCCGUUUUACGAGCUGAUCAAGUCGAAGCUCCAGCUGGAUUUCAACAAGAACCAGCUCGUGGAGAAGCUGAGGAGGCUCAAGAAGAAGUACAGGAACGUGAUGAGCAAGAUCAGCUCGGGUAAGGAGGUGUUCUUUAAGAGCCCUCACGAUCAGUCCACUUUCGAAAUCUCUAGGAAGAUUUGGAAUCAGACUGGGAAGAUCAUUGGGUUUGAGGAUAAUGAUUUUGAGGAGACUAAUAAUAAUAGCCCUGGUUCUAAUCCUGGUGUUAAUGUGGUUGAGAUGGAUUCUGAAAACGGAGUUGAGAAGAGGUUGAUGAUGAUGAGUAGUAGUAGUGGUUCGAGGAAACGGUCGCGGUCGAGGAUUGGGAAGAUUGAAGACGACAACAAACCUAUACUCACUCCAUGUGAUGGGAACAUACCAAAUGCAGGUAGUAAUGUUAACCUCAACGAGCCAGCGACGGCUGUUAUUGGAGGAAACAUCGGUGUGUUGAUUGAGGAGACUGUGAAGAACUGUGUCUCUCCUGUGAUUAAGGAGAUGAUGAAUGGGACAACGAGUAUGAUGAUGGCUGCAAUGGGAGGUGGUGUUGGUGGUGGUGGUCAUGGGUUUGGCUCGUUAAGUCCCAUGUUUACACGGCCGUUUGGUUAUGUCGUAGAAGGAGGAGGAAACAAGGCCGUGAAUGAUGAGCGGUGGAGGAAGCAGCAGAUUCUGGAGCUGGAAGUGUAUUCAAGGAGAUUAGAGUUGGUUCAAGAGCAGAUUAGAGCUACAUUGCAUGAGUUAAAGACGAUGCCAAGUGGUGUAUGAUGAAAACAAGAUGAGGAAUAAGACAAUGACGAAGAUUAAUAACCAGUUAGGUUGAUAUUUGAUAUGAGAUUUAACCUUCUGGAGUGUGUGGUGAGUAUUAGUACGAGAGAUUUGAAUCUUUUCAAUUAUAAAUUUGCUAAGGUAUUAUUGUGAUAUUUCUCUAGGUUUGAGUUUUUUUUUUUGUAUUUCCUUAAAUUAUUUGUCAAUAGGGAUGAAUGAUAGUUGGGGGUUUGUGUAUAACCGUUGUAUUAGAUUCUAGCUUUCUCGUAUAAGCUUUGGAAGUGACUGAAGUGUAUUUAUCUAUACUAUUAAAAGAACUAUUC